Messenger RNA from Cinara cedri, 12271 nucleotides. Lineage: Eukaryota; Metazoa; Arthropoda; Insecta; Hemiptera; Aphididae. The record is from the annotation of a GenBank genome assembly.
CCGCCGUCCAAAUCGUGGCGCUGGUUUUCACGAGCACCGCGACCAGACACCAAUGCGCACGCGCACAAAUGCCGAUCGCGUUUUUUCCCCCGUGCGUCUAUUCCAAAGACAAUAACCAAACAACGCGAACCGUAUACGACAUACACAUUUUUACAUAUAUAUGUUUCGUUUAUUAUUUUCCGAUUUUCGUCGUUUUGUGUAUUUAUUUUUUUACCCGUUUUCGUUUUUUGCGUGUGUACUGCGCACGCCGGUCGCUAAUGGUGGUCGCGCCGUCAUCGUCGUGAUACAUUAACAACAAUAACAACAACAAAACUCAUUGCCGCGGCAGCUGCCGUUGCCGUUGCCGCCACCGCCGCCGAUACAGACACCGACAACAGUGGUGCGGUACUUAAUCACAAAACGCUUGUUCCGGCAGUGUCGGCAUCCGAUGUGAUAUUCAACGUGUUUAGCGGCAACCGAUAAAACACCGAAAAACGAGAUGGCUUCGGACGAGGAAAUCGACGAGUCAUUUACCGGUAAUUAAUAAUUAUUGCUCUUGCAGCGCGUUCAUCCCGACACCCGCCGGCCGCCUCCGCGGUCCUGUCCGGCCGACGGUUUUUGACGCCGGCAGACGUUUUUCGCAAACCUACCGAACCGUCGUUACAGUCCGGCGCCAGCACCCGCGUUCUCCCCACGAUGCUAAUUACCUCAUUAGGGGACAUGCCGUUAAUACAUUUUCGCAAAUGGGGCCAACCGUAAACAAAAUGGUGGAGCGCGCUUUGUGCCGCCAGAUUACGGUUACCUACCUAUCAGCCGUGCUAUCAACGAUUAUUAUUUUAAUUAUUGUACUCUAUUAUAGUCAUUGUAAGCCGCCUUUCUAUCAUUGUCUAUUGAACGACCAAGAUUUAACCUGUCGAAUUGACGGUUUUGAAUAUUUUUUUAUCUCCAAAUUUUGUUGAGAGUUGUAGAUUUUUGUUUCAAAAUAUUUAAGGUUUAAUGAAUUUUAUCGUUAUUAUUUUCCAUCUGUUAGUUUUGUUUUCAGCAGCCCACAAAUUAUUUCCUUAAUCCUUAUCAAUUCUUGUUAGGAUACGUUGAAUUAUCUCCAUAACAAUACAUUUUAUUUUGUCUGUAAAAGUACAUACCUAUAUUUUAGUGCCUGUGAUGAUCCAUUCGGGUAAUCGAUUAACAUACCAAUAUAUGUUGUACUUAUGUUAAACUGUUGCACAAAAAAAAUGCGUUUUUUUUUAUUUUUAGAAAAUAGAUAAAUAAUAAGUUCAUUUGUUUGUUACAUUUAUGUACCUAUGAUGAAAUUAAUCAAUAAAUAUAUAUGUCCUAGGUAGGUACCUAUUAUAAUAUAGAGCCAUCCAAAUUAUUUAUAAAAAUCAGUAACAACUAACACUACCUGCAUACAAAUGUACUUAGUGUCAAUGUAACUAUUAAAUAAUCUAUGUUAUAUCUAUUAAUGAUACUUGAAUUUUCUAUAAAUAUUUGAAUGACCAAUUUAUUUAUUACAUUAUCCACAAAUCUUUAAGUUUUUGACCACUUUUAUUAGAUACCUAUUUAAUUCUUAGAAAUUAUAAACUUUUGAUAAAUUAUAUUUUUAAUUAUACAAUCUUUUAAAAUAAACAUCAAUGCAAUUGUAUUACAUUAAUAUUUCAUAAUUUAAGUAGGUACCAUGAUAAGUUUAGAUUAAAUUGUUAUUGCUAAAAUAUUUAAUUUUAUUUCUAUUUUCGUUUAAAUUUAAAUUGUCUUGAUUGAUGUUUUGAGCCUAAAUGAAUUGAACUGAGAAAGUACAAAGAGUACUUAAUGUCUAUUUCAUAUAUUGAACAAAAUUAGUACAAGUAGCCAAUAUUUAUAUUUAUUAUAUAUUAUGAUUUUAGAAGAAUAUGACGAACCAUCAAGUCGUGUAGAAAACUCUUUUGAUUCUGAAGAAGAAAAACGAGUAGAGGUCAGUGCUAAAAUUGCUUGUCUAUUUGUAUACCUAUUAUAAUUGUUUAUCACAGUUUUAAUAUAACUAAUAGUUAAUGCAUGUUUAAUUGGCCCAAUUUAUUAUUUUAUUUUAGGAGGAAGAUGAUGAAUAUGAUCCUGAUGGCCGUAAAAAGAAAAGAGGUAAAAAACGAAAAGCAAAGAGUGAUUCCAAAAAAGAAAAAAAACGAAAGAAAAGAAAAAGGGGUGGAGAUAGUGCUGAGGUAUUAUUUACAAUACUUGAUUAAAUUUAAAUUAAAUGUGGUAAUUUUUAUUUUUAUCUAUUUAGGAAAGUGAUUUUGGUAAUUUUGAAGAAGAAACUACCGUAGCUAAUGAUUCAGAUUAUUCAAAUCGUAAGUCUAAGAAAUCUAAAAACUCAUCUUCGAAACACCAUCAACCGAGUACAGCAAGUGCAUCUCAAGAUAAUAAUGGCAGUAAGAUAUAUAUUUGAAUAUGAUGUGAUACUUAUAAAUAAUUGUUGAAUGGUUUGUUUUAGCUGGAAUGCCUUCAGUUGAAGAAGUUUGUCAAACAUUUGGAUUGCAAGAUGUUACAAUUGACUAUUCUGAUGCUGAUUAUCAAAAUUUGACCACUUAUAAAUUAUUUCAGCAACAUGUUAGACCUAUUCUUGCCAAAGAAAAUCCUAAGGUAGUAAUUUUGUUUUAUUAUUUAUAAAUAUGAUAUAACAUAGUAUAUAUUUACAGGUUGUGAUAGCCAAAAUGAUGAUGUUAGUUGCUGCAAAGUGGCGUGACUUCUGUCAGCAAAAUCCUCAUCAAGAACAACCAGAAUUUGAAGCAAAUGAAGAGCCUGAAUAUCAACCGAAAAGUUCUACUUCGAGACAUAAGGUGUGUAUUGUAUAAAAUUUAAUACCUUUAAUUGAAAAUAAGAGUUUAUUUUAUAAAAUUAAAUAAUGUGCUUAAUUAUAAUUAAAAGAACAUAAUGCAUUAGUUGCGUAUUGUUAAAUUUUAUAUCAGUACAUGUAUAUAAAUUAGUAAUGUUUUUUUAUUUUAUUAAUAUUUCAGUCAAGGUCAGUGGAGGAACUAGAUGAAUUAGAAGAAGAGGAAGAAGUAGAAGUUGAAGUAGAAGAAAAGAAAAGUAAAAAACGAAGUAAUCGUGGUAAACGUAGUGGUGGUGGUGGUGGCAAUAAAAAAAAUUCUCAAGGAUCCACCUCUAAAGUUCCCACAUUAAAAAUUAGGCUUGGAAAACGCAAACAAGCAAGUUCUGUUAGUUUAAACUGAAAUUAAUUUCUUAGGAAAUUAUGAAAAGUUUAUUUGUUGUAUUAUUUGUUUUUUUUAAUUUUUUACUUAUUGUUUAGGAUGAUGAUGCUGAUGGCGCUGGUGGUGGAGAUACUCAGGGUGAUUCCGACGCCGAGUUUGAGCAAAUGCUUCAAGAUGCGGAAGAAGGUGCAGCUGCUGAUGCUGAAGUUGCUGAUAAAAAAGUAGAAGAUCCUGAUGCACCUAAGAAGAAAGCAAAAACUAAAAUUGGCAAUAAGUCCAAGAAAAAGAAAAAGACAAAGCUGACUUCAAAGUUUCCUGAUGGUAAUGGUGAAGGAGAAGAUGGAUAUGAGGUAAUUUUGCAACUUCAUGAUAUUUACAUUUAAUAUAAUGUAAUACAUUUAAUGUGUACACUUUUUAGCAAACAGAUCAUCAAGAUUAUUGUGAAGUCUGCCAGCAAGGAGGAGAAAUAAUUUUAUGUGAUACUUGCCCAAAAGCAUAUCAUCUUGUCUGUUUAGAUCCUGAAUUGGAAGACACCCCUGAAGGAAAAUGGUCUUGUCCACAUUGUGAAAGUGAAGGAGGUCAAGAACAAGAAGAAGAUGAACAUCAAGAAUUUUGCAGGUAAAUACCCCCUUAAAUCAAAUAUUAAAAUUUCUAAAAAUGUAUAUGGUAGUAAACUUGAAUAAAUUAUUUAUAUAUUUCUAAGAGUAUGCAAAGACGGAGGAGAACUUUUAUGCUGUGAUUCGUGUCCUGCAGCUUAUCAUACUUUCUGUUUGAGCCCACCUAUUACUGAUGUACCAGAUGGUGAUUGGAAGUGUCCUCGAUGUUCGGUAAGAAUCAAGAAACAUUUUGCAUUUAAACAAUUUACUAUUAUGAUUAUAAUGAUUAUUAUGAUACUGUUAGGCGAAACCUUUACCAGGUAAAGUAUCGAAGAUUUUAACUUGGCGUUGGAAACCAAUACCAGAAGACCCCAAUAAACCAGCUGAUGAACAAUCUGAAAAAGUUAAUAGACGGCGAAAUAAGCAACAAAGACAACGAGAGUAUUUUGUGAAAUGGCAAGAUCAAAGUUACUGGAAAUGUGAUUGGGUGUCAGAAGUUCAAGUAAAUAAUAUUCUCUAUCAUCUAUUAUUCUGCUCAAUUCUAUACAAUUAAAUUGAUUAAAUAGAUGGAAGUUUUUCAUCCAAUUACUGUUCGAAGUUACAUGCGUAAAUAUGAUAUGGAUGAGCCACCUAAAUUAGAAGAGCCAUUAGAUGAAUUGGACAAUAGAUGGAAAAGACUUCGUGAAGUUGGAGGUGACCAAGCUGCUUUAGAAGAAAAAUAUUACAGGUAAAUCAUUAAUUUUAAAAAUAUUUUGUUUAUUUAACUAAAAAUAUAUACAAAUAAAUAUUUUAGAUAUGGAGUAAAACCAGAAUGGCUCCUAGUCCAUAGAAUUCUAAGCCAUAAGCAUUUAAGAGAUGGUCGAAUGAUGUAUUUAGUUAAAUGGCGAGAUUUACCAUAUAACUUAGCAACAUGGGAACAUGAAAAUCUUGAUUAUACCGAUUUAAAAUCAUUUGUAGAUUAUUAUUGGGUAAAUUUUUUUAUAUAAAAUAUUUUUUGUACUAAAAUGUAUUAUUGUUAUUUUUUUUUUUUUUUAGGAAUUACGGGCAUCUUGUGAUUCCUCAAAGAAAAACAAAAAAGUGAAAUCAAAAAAGAGUAGCAGUAAAAAAGAUUCUGUCGAAGAUGAAGAAACACCAAAAGCUACAGUUGGACUUACAUGGUAUUUACUUAUUUCAUUAUCAACAAUGCUACAUUUGCUUAAUAUUGGAACAUUAUUUUGACUAUAUUUUUUUUUUACCCAUUGUGUUUAUAACUUUUAUUAAAUUGUUAUAAAACUUAGUUCUUAUUCUAAGUGUGAAUUAAUUACUAGAUUACAUCUCACUAUGGUGUAGCUUCAUAAAAUAAGUUAUUAAACUAAUUAUAAAUCAACAAUUUGGAUGGAAUAAUUAUUAUUUGCCAUAUACAUUUAUAUGACGAAAUAGAAGUAUAACAAUUUCGACUUUUAAUUUUACUAUCGAACAUAAUAGCAAUUAAAAAAAUCUAUAUGAUUCAUUAAUAUUUUAAUAUUUUUCUUAGUAUAACAUCUAUUAUUUAUUAUUUUCAGUCGUAAAUUUGUAGGAGCGCCUGAUAAACCAGUAUCAGAUUUAAAAAAGAAAUAUGAAAAACAACCUGAUUAUGUAGCAGAUACUGGUAUGGAAUUGCAUCCUUAUCAGUUGGAAGGUUUGAACUGGUUAAGAUAUUCUUGGGGCCAAGGCAUUGAUACUAUAUUAGCUGAUGAAAUGGGUCUUGGAAAAACCAUUCAAACUAUAACAUUUUUAUAUUCUCUUUACAAAGAAGGACAUUGUAAAGGUCCGUUUUUGGUGAGUAAAACAACAUACUAAUGUAUAAGUUUUAUUUACCUAAUAUUUAUAUGUAUAUAUGUUUUAUUUAAUUAAGGUGAGUGUACCAUUGUCAACACUUAUUAAUUGGGAGCGUGAAUUUGAAACAUGGGCUCCAGAUUUUUAUGUGGUGUCAUAUGUAGGAGAUAAAGAUUCCAGGGUAACAAUUAGAGAAAAUGAAUUUUCAUUUGACGAUUCUCGCUCUGGUGUGCGUUGUCAUAAGAUAAAAGGCAAUGUUAAAUUUCACGUGUUGCUUACAAGUUAUGAAUUGAUUUCCAUAGAUGCCCCAUUAUUGGGUUCAAUUGAAUGGGCUGUAUUGGUUGUAGACGAAGCUCAUAGGCUCAAAAGCAAUCAGUCCAAAGUAAUUACUCAUUAAUUUAUAGUAGAUUAUUGUUAUUUGGUCUAAUCUAUGGAAUAUAGUUUUUCAGACUUUUGGCUGGUUACAAUAUACGCAAUAAGCUACUUUUAACCGGAACUCCUCUGCAAAAUAAUCUAGAAGAAUUAUUUCAUUUACUAAACUUUUUAACACCUGAGAAAUUUAAUGAUUUAACUGUUUUUCAAAAUGAAUUUGCCGAUAUUUCUAAAGAAGAACAAGUGAAACGUCUUCAUGAAAUGUUAGGGCCUCAUAUGCUCAGAAGAUUGAAGGCCGAUGUUUUAAAAGUAAUUUUUUUAUUUUAUUGUCCAACCAAAUAUUUUGUUACUAUUAAAUAUUAAUCUCAUUUUAGAAUAUGCCUUCAAAAUCUGAAUUUAUUGUACGUGUUGAGCUAUCACCAAUGCAAAAGAAGUAUUAUAAAUAUAUAUUAACGAGAAAUUUUGAAGCGUUAAAUCCAAGAGGUGGUGGACAACAAGUGUCCUUAUUAAAUAUUAUGAUGGAUUUGAAGAAGUGUUGUAAUCAUCCAUACCUAUUUCCGGCAGCUGCUCAAGAAGCUCCAACAUCAAACAAUGGAAGUUAUGAAAUUGGUGCACUUACAAGAGCAGCUGGAAAACUUGUUUUACUAUCUAGAAUGCUUAAAAAACUUCAAGAAACAAAUCAUCGGUAAUUAAUUACUGUUAAUUAAAUAAUUUUGCACAUUUUAAUAUUUUGAAUAUUUCAGUGUUCUGAUAUUUUCCCAAAUGACAAAAAUGUUGGAUAUUCUUGAAGAUUAUCUAGAAGGAGAAGGGUAUAAAUAUGAAAGAAUUGAUGGUUCCAUCACAGGAAACCAAAGACAAGAAGCUAUUGACAGAUUCAAUGCCCCUGGUGCUCAACAAUUUGUUUUCUUACUCUCUACAAGGUAAUUUUUAUUGUAUUAUUAUUUUUUAGUUUAAUUAACUAAUGUUUUAUUUUCAAGGGCUGGUGGAUUAGGUAUUAAUUUGGCAACUGCCGAUACUGUUAUAAUUUAUGAUUCUGAUUGGAAUCCUCAUAAUGAUAUUCAGGCUUUCUCAAGAGCUCAUCGUAUUGGUCAAGCUAAUAAGGUAAUAUAAAAUAUAUUUAUUGUAUAUACUAAUUUCUUUACUUUUGAAAUUAAAAUUCAUAUUAUCUUUUAGGUUAUGAUUUAUCGUUUUGUAACAAGAAAUUCAGUUGAAGAACGAGUUACACAAGUAGCCAAAAGAAAAAUGAUGUUAACUCAUUUAGUAGUACGACCUGGUAUGGGCGGAAAGCAAACCAACUUCACUAAACAAGAGUUGGAUGAUAUAUUACGUUUUGGUACUGAAGAAUUAUUUAAAGAAGAAGAGGUAAAUAAUAACACUAUUAAGAAUUAUGGUUACAAGUAAAAGUUCAGUAUUAUUGAAAUGUUUUAUAUUUUUAUAUUAGGGUAAAGAAGAAGAAGCUAUUCAUUAUGAUGACAAAGCUGUUGAAGAAUUAUUGGACCGUUCAAAAAUUGGUAUCGAACAAAAAGAAAACUGGUCAAACGAGUAUCUAUCUUCAUUUAAAGUUGCCAGUUAUGUCACUAAAGAAGAAGACGAAGAAGAAGAAGCUAAUACAGAAGUUAUAAAACAAGAAGCUGAAAAUACUGAUCCUGCAUAUUGGGUUAAAUUAUUACGUCAUCAUUACGAACAACAUCAAGAAGAUAUUUCUAGAACAUUGGGUAAAGGAAAACGUGUUCGGAAACAGGUAAAUUAAAUAUUAAUUAUAAUUGUAUUAUUAUAUAAUUCUCUUAAAUUUAUUUUAUAUUACAGGUUAAUUACAAUGAUGGAGGUGGUGUAGUAGAUUCAACUCGUGAAGAUACUACUUGGCAAGAAAAUCUAUCUGAUUACAAUUCAGAUUUCUCUGCCCCAUCAGGUAUGAUUUCUGAAAUUCAAAAAAUUCUUUUUUGUUUCUGAUAUUUUUUAAUUUAAAGAUGAUGACAAAGAAGAUGAUGACUUUGAUGAAAAGGAUGGUGAAGCUGGUAAAAAAAUUAAACGUAAACCAGAAAGAAAAGAAGAAAGAGAUCGACCUUUGCCUCCUUUGUUGGCUAGAGUUGGUGGAAAUAUUGAAGUUAGUAUCUUUGUUAAGCACAUUUUGUAAAUUGAUACAAUUUCCAAAUUUAGACCAUUUGACACUAAUAUUUAGAAAUUUUGUAUUUUGUGUUGGACUAUUUGGAAAAUUAAAUGAAAGAGAUAUAGAAUAAAAGCAUAAAAAGUGUUUUGCUUUUAUUAAAGGCCUUGUUCUACAUCAAAAAUUCUAUAGUAAUUUUAAAAAAAUAUAAAUUAUUUUUAUUAUAAAGUAUUUAAGAGCCCAAAGAAAAGUAAUAGUCUUACCUUUUUAAUUAAGAUAUUUUUCCUGUACAUUUUCAACUUGAAUAACUGAUUGUAUUCAUGUUAAGACAAAAAACUACACUAGAACAAAUAAAGUUGUUUAUGUGUAGUCAAAUUAUUUUGUUAAUUUUAUUAUACAAAAAAAAAAAAUACUUUCCUCUUAACACUUUUUUAUUACUAUUUCUUGAUAUAAACAUUUUUUUUUUUUUCUCUAGGUACUUGGAUUUAAUGCAAGACAGAGGAAGGCAUUCCUUAAUGCAAUUAUGAGAUAUGGAAUGCCACCUCAGGAUGCUUUUAACUCUCAGUGGUAUGACAAUUUAUUUCUAUUGUUCUUAUUUAUAGUAGAUUCAUAACAGUUAUUUUUGUAUAAUAUGAAAUUAGGCUUGUAAGGGAUUUAAGAGGAAAAUCAGAAAAAAAUUUUAAGGCAUAUGUCUCAUUAUUUAUGCGCCACUUAUGUGAACCUGGUGCUGAUAAUUCUGAAAAUUUUGCUGAUGGUGUGCCUCGUGAAGGUUUAAGUCGACAACAUGUACUCACUAGAAUUGGGGUUAUGUCGUUAAUUCGUAAAAAAGUAAAUAUUUUAAUAAUAUUCAACAUUAUUAUCAUGUUAAAUAAUUUUAAUUUUUAGGUUCAAGAAUUUGAAGAAAUAAAUGGUUUCUACAGUAUGCCGGAGCUUAUUCGUAAGCCUAUACAGACAAUUAAAGCAGCUGAUGCAUCUACUAGUUCAACUCCAGUACCACGUUCUGAAGCUUCAACACCAACAACUACUGUUUCAGAAAAAGCUGAACCUGAAACUGAAAAUAAAACUACAGUUAGUAAAAUAUGUGAUUAAUUAGAUAUUGUUUUGAAAUUUCAUUAAUUUAAUGUUAUGUAAUUAUUUUUAAGGAAACUGAUGUGAAAUCAAAAGAAACACUAGCGACUACUGAUAAGGCAAAUGAGAUUAAACAUGAAGAAGGGACAACCACAGAGGGGGUUGUUGUUAAAAUCGAAAAUGAAUUAUCUGUCAAAUCUGAAGUCCAAGAAGAACAAAAAGAAGAAAAAGUAAGUAAAAAAAGGGAAUUUAACAAGGAAAUUAAUUCAUAAAUUAUAAAAAAAAAAUUUUAUCACAUGAUGUACAAUUUAUGUGUAAUGAAAUUUCAUGAUAUAUUUCCUGAUAAAUCAAAUUUUUAAAUUGUUAGUUCCUUAACAAUAAUACAAUUUAAAAAAUACUAUUUGAUAGUAAAAAAAAAAUACAUAAAAUGAUGAUAAAUAAUGUCAAUGAAUGUUAAUGAUAUUUUGACGCUAGAUAGUAUCUGAUAAAUAUGUAUUAUUUGAGUAAAUUUGUCAAAAGAUUCAGUUAUAGUUGUAAUAGGCAUAGAUUGUCACACAUUAUUAUUAAUAAUUAAUAUAAUAAUUUACUAAUUUAUUAAUCAGAUAUGAUGAAAUAUUUUUGUUCAAUGAAUAUUAUUGAUGCAUUUAUUGCUAGAUAGUAUCUGAUCUGAUAAUUAUGUAAUAGUAUUCAUAUUUUAUGUAUUACAUUUUUUUAAAUUAUCCUUUUAGGAACCUAUUAAAGAAGAAACUAAAGAAGUACCAGUCGAUCUUCAAAAAGAAAAACCAAAAGAAGAAAAUUUAUCUGAGAAAGAAACUACCCCUCAAGAUAAUGAAACUGUUGAAGUUAAGACUGAACAACCUGAUGUUUCAUCAACUGAACAAAAAGAAACUAUUUCAGAAGAAACUUCUGAAACUGUUAAGAAAGAAGAAAUAAACGAAACUGAAUCUUCCACAACAGAGACAAAAGAAGUAUAUUUUUUUUUCUUGUAGUCUUUUAUAAUCAAUGUUUUUUUUUACUGUACAAAAAUUCUAUCAAAAAUCUUGGUCUGGAGUAUCGAGUAUAGAACAUCUUCUGAAAAAUAAUUUUCCUUUGGUGAUACUUUAGUGAGGUCAUUUUCUGAUUAUCCCAGAAGUUUUUUCAAUAAAUAGGAAAAAUUUACAGACGUAAUAUUUUUAAUAUUUUCAAUUUUGUUUUUUUAUUGUAAUUCAGUAAAAAUUAUGAGUACAGAUUUUAAAUUUUGACAAAAACAUUAUGUUUGCCUUUUUCAGACAUGGUAAAAUUUUCAAAACAUUAGAGACAUUUUAAUUUUGCGAGUUUUUUAUGUAAUAUUUAUUCGGUAGGUACUUUGUGGAUAAAAUUGUUAGACCAAACUGAAAUGCUCGACUAUUAAACUGGAGGUUCAUUAUAAGUUGUACUUAGUGGUCUACAAGAAAAAUUUGAGUUCAAUACAAUAUAUAUUUUGUAUAGGUAUUUUUUUUAUCAAGUUUUCAUCAAAAUUGUAAAUAUUACAGCCUUUUAAACAUCUAUAACCAAGCUCAGCUCAGAAUCAUUUUUCGUAACCAAAAAUUACUCAUUGCAUACAGAUAGAAAUUAAAUUCUCAUCUACAACAGUGGCCCACCAAUCAUCCAUCAUUUUUUAUUAACAUUUUUUUUUUUAAAUUUUAUUAUUUAGGAUCAAAAGAAAACAGCCGAAGCUUCAGCAAAAUCACAGCAGGCUGAAGAUGAAGCCAAGAAAAAAUUAUUAGAAGAAUCUGAAAGAGCCAAAGUUGCAGCUGGUAUUGGAACUGAAAAUGAUAAAGAAGACAAAAUUACUAGAAAGUUCAUGUUUAACAUUGCUGACGGGGGUUUUACUGAACUUCAUACUUUAUGGGUAAAUGAAGAAAAAGCAGCAGUUCCUGGACGUGAAUAUGAAAUCUGGCAUAGGAGGUAUGAUUUUCACAUAAAAUAUUAUUUAUAAAUUCUGCUUUACUUAAUAAUUUUGUUUAUUGAAGGCACGAUUACUGGUUAUUGGCUGGUAUUGUGACACAUGGGUAUGGACGUUGGCAAGACAUUCAGAAUGACAUCCGUUUUGCUAUUAUCAAUGAACCAUUUAAAAUGGAUGUAGGUAAAGGUAAUUUCUUAGAAAUCAAGAACAAAUUUUUGGCCAGGAGGUUUAAAUUACUAGAACAAGCUCUGGUUAUCGAAGAACAACUUAGACGGGCUGCCUAUUUGAAUCUGACGCAAGAUCCAAAUCAUCCGGCUAUGUCGUUGAAUGCUCGGUUUGCUGAAGUUGAAUGCUUAGCAGAGUCACACCAGCAUUUGUCUAAAGAGAGUUUGGCUGGCAAUAAACCUGCCAAUGCCGUUCUUCAUAAAGUAUAUUUAUAUUUAAAUUAGUCUCAAAAUAGUUAUAAUUGAAAUGUGGGUUUGGUUUGUGUGUAUAUUUAGGUGUUAAAUCAACUAGAAGAACUUUUAUCAGAUAUGAAAUCUGAUGUUAGCCGAUUGCCUGCGACAUUGGCUCGUAUACCACCAGUUGCCCAGCGACUUCAAAUGUCCGAAAGAUCGAUAUUAUCACGUUUAGCUGCUACCACAUCUUCAGCUUCAUCUACCUCCCAGCAGCAACCUGGAGGUAGAAUAUUAAAAAAUUUAAAGAUAUAAAUAAUAAAUCAAUAAUUCAUGUAUAUUUUUAGUUGGGACCAUAAGCAAUCAAUUCCCUAAUGGAUUUCAAAAUGGACAAUUAAAUGGUACAUUUGGUAAUACUAAUUUCACCAACUUCAGACCCCAAUAUUCAGUUCCCGGACAACAGACAUCAUCAUCAUCAAGCACUGCAUAACUGAAAAUUUAUAUUCAUCAAAAACCUUUUUUUUAUAUAUAUAUUUGUAUUAUUUUGUUUCUAGAUCUCUCCAACUAAAACAAAAUCAAUUACACAAUUUAUUUAAACUUGUUUCGAGUUACAAUGGUACAAUCUCACCGACUAUUUUUCAUUUUCUUAUCUAAUUGACUACCAAGGUUUCAGUUUCUAUUGAACAUAGUAAACAUUUAUGAGAAUUGUCCUUUUUGUCUGGAAAUUAGUCACCAAAUAUUUUUCACUGUCUAAAAGUCUCUAACAUUGUACAUACAUUUUUAUGAUCAAUAUAAAAUGGAAAAUUACAUUAGACUAAAAUGUAUUUACUUAAAUUUUUUUAUGAUAAUUUAAUUUUUUU